Molecule: messenger RNA, 882 nt
Organism: Spinacia oleracea (spinach)
Lineage: Eukaryota; Viridiplantae; Streptophyta; Magnoliopsida; Caryophyllales; Amaranthaceae
Exons: 2
Coding region: 235-546 (103 amino acids)
Cellular component (GO): endomembrane system
Source: RefSeq, a predicted model, not a curated record
UGUAUACCAGACUUCUGAUCAAAGGCAAUAAACUCUGAAUAACUAGUCUAACUAACUACGCAACAAUAACCAGAAACUUUAUCUUCUUCUUCUCUCUAAAAAAAUCCCCCUUUUGUUAUCUUCAUCAUCGUCUCCCACUCUCGUCGUCGUCACCACCACCACCACUGACACAGGAAACGUUUCAUCAUCUGCAACAUCAACAAUUUCGAAGCUCGCAAGAAGUGUUUGUUAACAAUGGCGUAUGUUGAUCAUGCCUUCUCCAUUACAGAUGAAGAUAUCAUGAUGGACAACACUUAUGCAAUCAACAAUAAACCUCCUAUUAAAGAGAUCGCCUUAGCUGUCUCUCUCCUCGUCUUCGGUGUUGUCGGUAUCGUCCUCGGGAUUUUCAUGGCCGUCAAUCAUGUUGGUGGUGAUCGAGCUCAUGGGAUGUUCUUUGCAAUAUUAGGGGCGAUCUUGUUCCUACCGGGUUUCUAUUAUACAAGGAUUGCUUACUACGCGUACAAGGGUUACAAGGGUUUUUCUUUCUCCAACAUUCCUCCCGUUUAAAGGUCGAAUGUUAGAUUUAAUACUCUACUUGAUGUGUUUUCUGUACAUAGAAAUGGAUUAGUGAUCAAAAGAAAUGAAAUAUCACCUUUGUUUCUAGUUGACAACUGUUAUUGUUGGUAUUUCUUUUGUGGAGAGGUGAUGUGGUGUUGGUGUUAAGGUGUUUUUAUUCCGUGCUGUGAUCUCGAAUAAUCCGCGUCCUGUUAUGUAGUGAUGUUGUGGACUUGCUUGAGAUUUCACAAUGUGAAGGAUGUAAUUGUUUCUUGUGUAUCCGACUAUCCACGGAUUUAAAUCAGCCUCUUUUGUGGUUUUAAUGAAAUUUCUGUGUACUUAGUGUUC